Porites lobata is the source of this 9769-nucleotide messenger RNA. Lineage: Eukaryota; Metazoa; Cnidaria; Anthozoa; Scleractinia; Poritidae. The record is from the annotation of a GenBank genome assembly.
AUGGCGGACUUGAUCAACUUUGUUUCUAAGAGAGAAAUUGACGCUAAAAAAGAACAGAGACGAAAAGCAAGGGAAGACAUCCUCAAAAAGGCAAGUCCUGAUGAAAUUUUAUUAUUCUUUUUAUAUUUUCAGGUAACCUAAUCCAUCUCAUGCGGAAUUUUGUCAUGGUAAAGGUCGUUUUCACGUACUGUGGAACCUUCGAAAAAUGGUCAAAACAUGUAACUUUAAAAUUUCAUUUACAGCUUGAAGGGAACUUCAACUGCUUAACUGAAAGUCUUAAUUGAAUAUCCUUUACUUUGAAGGCGAAGCAAGAUUAUGAACGAGAGCAGAGAGAAAAAGAACGGCGGAAAGAAACUGGUGAAAGCUCGUGGAUGCUUCCUUCUCUUAGCAAGAGACUAGCAGAAGUCGACGAUAAUGAAAAGGUAUUAAGGGACGUAUUUGUUGUAGUUAAUUUUUUAUCUCAGGUAAUUUUUAUUUUUCUUUUGUUUCAACUUCAUUAGCAUAGAUUACCAUACCCAGAAACAAAAGAAAAAUAAAAAUUACCUGAGGUAAAAAAUUAACUACAACAUAUAUAUCUUAAAAUUUUUCAGAGAGGAGCAUGCCCCCAGACCCCAUUAGAGGCUUGUGCCUUUGGCGCUUGUGGGAGUGGCUAUGCCGCUCCUAAAACCUUCCUUUUUUCAGUUGACAGGGUUUGAAUCUCUGUAACGAUCGUCUUCUAUUUCUCUUGGGACGACUGUAAUACCCAGGAGAAAUUGGAAACAACAGUUAUACAAAAUUUUGGGGGGUAAACAAGAUGAAUUAUGGACUAUGUGAAAAUGAUGAAUAUGUUGUAGUUAAUUUUUUAUCUCAGGUAAUUUUUAUUUUUCUUUUGUUUCUGGGUAUGGUAAUCUAUGCUAAUGAAGUUGAAACAAAAGAAAAAUAAAAAUUACCUGAGAUAAAAAAUUAACUACAACAUAUACCUCAAAGAUGCUAUUUUCUGCAUGGUGAGAUCCAAAAUUGUUGCAGGUUCAUGCUCGGAUGCCAAAAGGUAUAAAAAUGGCUGAGAAACAACAGGAAAAGGGCAAAGAAUCAUGCUAAAAAGACCUUUUGCACAAAGCAUUAAUCCUUCUUUGGUUUGGAAAAGUUUCAAAACCUGGGACAAUAUUAAGCGAAAAUGGGAGGCCGGAAAUAUUCGCCGAAAGUGGAAGGUUUUCCAGCCAGAACGGAAGGGUUGGAAUCUCUGUGGUUAUACAUAAUUUUGGGGGGUAAACAAGGUGCAUUAUGGUCUAUGUGAAAAUUGUGAAUACAAAACAUGGUUCACCCCUGUCAUGUGGCCAACCCUAAUUUUUGAACAUGACUUUUAAACAGAGGUCUAAACAAAUUUUAGAACCAUAGAGAAAGCUUUACAACUCAGUUGUAAAAUGCAGUUAAUGGAGUGUUAUGCCCUCAAUCACCAACAUGUAAUGCAAUGUUAUACCAGCCCUUAUCACAACUGGUAGAGUUUUACUCGUAGUAGGUAAAAGUACUGUGUAGUAUGAAAAUUCACGUUCUAUUAAGUGGUACAUCCCUCGGAUAGCAGUCUGACUAUAGAAAGCCUAGGAAAAAUCCUGUCUCAUCCUGUAUUGCUAAGUUGUAAUACUUCAACCGUCCUAAAGUUUUGUCAUUCCCACCCUUUCCUCCUUGUGGAGGUUUUAUUGUUGUUUUCAAUAAUCAUGGGCUCACUGCUUUCUUUCACCUUCAGUUUAAGUCUCACAGUGACUUCCCUAAGCUUUGAUUUUAAUGCAAACUAUUAUAUUUGAUUGUAUUCCAUCAUGUGCCGGCGAAGUCAGCUGGUAGUGCUGAUAAGAUAAAGUUCCUAGAACAGAAUAAUUGCGUACACUGUUCCAUUAUUAAAAGUUGCACAAUGCUGGCAAGAGGUUUCAAGUUGUAGUACCGUGGAGUGUUAAACCUGGUUCACACUUGCGACAUAACGACAUAAGAGAUAAGAUGCUUACAGGUGUAUGUCGCAAUUUAUGUGAACAUCGACAUAAUGACAUUACUGUACAUCCAGUAAAGAAAACAAAAUGGGGAAGGCGCUCCUCAUGGCAUUUGCCAUUGUGUUGUUUUUUCUAAUAAGAAGGCGAAGAAAAAGUCUGCAAAACAAGACAACUGCGUGUUUCAUUCAAGCCACACAGUGAUACAUAGAUGUUUCAUUGACUUUAAGUGGAAAGUUUUGUGUCAUUUUGUCAACCGUAAAGAACCCUUCAGGUGAAUUAUUUGAACUCGCUUCACUUUAAUGAAACGUGUGGGUCAAGUUCUCAUCACAGAACAGCAAAGGUUUCAAAAUCUAGACCAAAUAUCUAUUCUGUCUAGCAUAUAGGCAGGUCUACAAUUUGUUUGUUUGUACCUUGUGUCUUUGUUUGACCUCAUUUCCACAAUGAAACUAAGACAAACCACAAAGAAAUUCCCGUGCACUCAACAUGUCACAAGUUCACAUGAAGGGGCAAUUUUAAAUCUGAUUGCCUCACCCUUUAUUGUUUUUAGUGUGUUAUGUGAGACAAAAGCACAAGCUCAUUAAAGUGUGCUCUAGCAUGCUUUGUAAGCGUGUUAAAGUCAAUUUCUUUUGUUUUUAAGUGGAAGCAUGUUGUGAGUGUGUUAUAACCUUUGUCCCUGAAAUCAUAUGGAGGGUCACAUAUGUGACACACAGCGAUUUAAAAAAAAAAUUGAAAAAAUUCCAUCGCUAACCUACGUGUUAUAGAGAAGAGACCGGUGGUGCUAACAGCUAAUAAAGAGCAUCAAGUCUUUGAAGUCACCAUAGCCUGAACUAGUCAAUCUUGUUUUCUCUAUUAAAUCAAACAGGUUUUUUCAGUGUGAGCCAAUGCACCAAGCUCAUGGCUAUUACAUAAAAGGCCUAGAUUGGAAACUGUUUCCAAGCAAAAUGUAGCACAUGCUUGAUUCAUGCAGAGCCUUUCUAUUAUUGAUCAAGUGGAGUUUUACAGACGUUUGUAUGAUGGGGUGGGGGGCACAAACUUGACCCCAAACAUCACUUUCAAACUUGGUGAGUUUACUAAGGAAGGUUCUAUUGAGAUUCAACCUAGGUUGAAAAUGAUUUUGUCCUGUAACGUAUUCCUCAACUGCUUGGUUAGAAAUAGAAAACUCAAGGUUAAGUUAUUAAAAUAGUAGCCUAAUUGAAUGUGCAUACUGAGCAUGUUUUUGUUUUUGUCUUUACAAGAACACGUCAAAGAAGAAAAAACACAGAAAAGACAAGAAGCAAAAAAAGUCCAAAAAAGAGAAAAAGGUGAGAGUUAUUGUUUAUAUUGAAUAAUGUAUAUAUAUUAACAUGCCUUUAAUAUGCCUCUUUAUAUGCUUUCAAAAAGAAAACUAAGAAAAGUACAGUAAUUGUACAUUGCUUGGGCUGUGUCUUGCAUAAAGGUAAACAGUCCAACAAUCUGACCUGUGCACUUUUGUCUAUUGUGCAAUAAUUAUUGUAAUGCACAUGUACAUACACCGUACUACACUGCGUAUAUGAGUCAUACAUGUAUACUUCUGUGUAUCUUUGUCUUUAGCAGUUAUUGGGUUCAAAAUCAAUCUGCAUAAUUCUUCAUGUCAUACGAAAGCUGAAUUCAAUAAUUGUGUUAUUAUUCAUUCAAAUAUUUCCAACUUUUCCAUGCUUGCAAUGUACAUGUACUUUGAGUUUAUUGAUGGAUACAUGUAGUUCCUGUCUUCAUGACUCGGAAAAUUCAGAAUUUAAAGGGAUGUUCUUCAAACAUGGCAGCAGUCGUCAUCUGCCGAGUAGUAUUAUUUCUUGCUGCUUUUGUUAUAAUUUCAGCUGGAACUAGUAUAGCUACUGUAUUUCUGCUUUGCAAAAUUAUGGGAAAUAAGCUCAGCUAUAUCACCUUCUGUCAUCUCUUUUUCAGUCUGAUUGACCGACAGUAAAAGUGACUUAAUUUUUUAUUGUACUGUCAAACAUGUUCCAAAUUUGGCGAAUGCUUGGUGGUUAUGAUGAAUUAGCUGUGGGCUAGAAAUAGUUUGAACGAAUAAUAUGGUACAUUGUAAUGUACUUUUUAGGGGGCAGUGUAAAAAUAUAGUGAGAGCAUCAGACUUGCUCUGAAUUCAUGUCCCACCUUGAACACUGGCUGGAGUUGUUUGCAGGGUUCAUACAGAGUCUUGAAUUCUCAAAAAAGUCUUGAAAUUAAUUUUGCCCAGUAAUUUUUCAAACCUGGAAAAGUCUGGAAAAUAGAGAUAAAGCCUUGAAAAAUGGUAAAAAGUCUAAAGUUCUUUUUUUGAAUGCUGCAACAAGUACAGUGCGUUCUAAGUGACUAUUUUUUCCUUUUGGUCGAAUCUUAUUCAAUUUUGCUCAUACGUUUGUGUAAAUCAUGAAAAAAGCUUUGUUCUUGAUUUUUUAAGGUCUGUACUUAUUACCAAUAGGCCUUAUCACAGUUUUCGAUGCCAACUUGAAGCGUGGGGCAACAGUGUUUGCAUGAGAAUCUAGUGUCGAAUAAUAUUUCUGUUAAACAGCUGCUCUGAAAGAAAUUGUAAACUAAAGCCUCACUCUUAACGAUUCUACAGAAAUUGAAAAACAUUUGAGGGCAUUACAUGCAGCUACAAGCGCUAGAACCACUUUAAAACUUUCUAUACAUUUGUCUGUAAAAAUUUCUCUUCCUGCCAACUAACAUUUCCUGGGAAAAACUGCAGACCUUUAUGUAUUUACAUGUAGAUAUGUAUGGAGAAUCUAAAGCAAGCAUCUGGAGAAAUUUGAGCACAGGAAUGGCCCCCAAAAUUUGUUAGUAAGAUCGUUUGCUGUGUAGCAUUAGUUUACAAUUCAUGUUUUUUCACAACAGCCUUUUUAUGGAAAUUAGUCAACAGUUAAUUCUAAUUGUAAUUUCUCACAUGGUUGCCUACUUGUCAAGGUGGCAUCAAAAACAGUGUAAAGACCUACAUGUAUUUGAUAACCUUGAAUCUGGAAAUUGUUUUAGAAAAGCCUGAAAAAAGUCUGGAAUUUUGGGUCCAAAGGUCUGUACAAACCCUGUGUUCACAGUAGACUCCAGAGUUCAAUUCAUCAUCAUCAUCAUCAUCCUUGUUUACUUAUUUACUUUGGUUCAUUUUUUAUAUAAUAUACCCACAAAUAAAUGCAUACAUGAAAAUUGGUCAAAAAAAACCCUGCUUAACACAUUUAUAAAAAUUUCUUAUUCCAACCCAAAAAUCCCCCACCUUUUUCAACUAACUUUAAAACUUGUCUUUUAUUGUUCUGUUGUGAUCUGAAAAAUAAUCUAGUUUAAUAACAAAGUAUUAUCAGAAAGGAAAGACUGUCUCUUAAGAAUUAUACAUACGUUAAAUUCAGCAUUUGCACACAUAUUGAUGUGAAUAAUGAAAAUGGAGGAGUGUUGAUGUUUUGGUAUCAUCUCAUGAACUUUUAGGAUAGGAAUUCUUAAAAUGUUUGACUAUUUGUAGCACAAGAAGUCAAAGAAAGAUACCGCAGAAGAACAAGGCUCAUCAGAAUCUGUAAGUGUCUUAAGAAAAUGGUUUUAAUAAUGUUCUGUCACAUACAACAUGUAUAAACUAUUUUUCUAAGUUAGUACAUGGUUGCUGAUGAUCAGUAAGCUGGAUAUCACCUGUUUUUUGUAUAACUGUGAAAGGUUUGAACCCAGGAGUCAUUUGAUAAGUAGGUUGAGUAUGAUCGUCCAGGUGAAUGUAGUCCUGAAUAGGACUGUAGUCUGUUGUUGUUGACAGUGACUGGCGUUUUGACAACCUUUGCGGUAGUUAUCUUCAGAGUCAAAGUGAGUUGUAUCACGUCAGUUGAUGGUAUUAAACUCUGGUUAUUGACCAGACUGGUCAAUUAACUGACAGACGACCAAUAACAUCGCAACUUAGUUGACCAAUCAGGUCAAUAACCAGAGUUUUAUACCAUAAACUGACGUGAUACAACUCACUUGACUCCGAAGAUGACUACUGCACAGGUUGUUGAAACGUUAGUGACAGUGUUCACCCGUAUGAUCAUACUCAACCUACUUAUGUUUUUUGUAUAGUUGGCAAUGACGAGGGCCAGGGAAUUAAUCUGGUCCUAGCCGGAUACAGAUGUUCUCAAAGGCUUUUUCAUGUAUUCCCCCCUAAGCUCUAAGAAUCUUCUGAGAUUGUGCUUCUUUCACAUUAUGCUGGCAAUUUUCAUUGUAAAUAUUACAACAGCAAUGUAAAUUAUUAAAAUUUUAAUUUUCUUUGUAAUUAUAAUCAUAAAAUUAUUGUUAUGGCUCUCCUUCACCACCCCCCGCCCCACCCUUCCCCCGCCCGCUACAUUUUAGUGAGCAAAAUGAAGCAAAUCCCGUGCUCUGCUGAUUGGUGGCUAGAAUGGGCAAUCCUGCUUUUGAUUUUGCGCUUUCUUUCUGCAGGGAAAAAAAACUUAUUUUGAUCAGUAAUACACAAAGGUAAAUCCCUUUUUAACCAAUCUUGCUCAGAUCGGGUGGGUGGAUGGAUAAUGGCCUUGUUCUUAUCGUGUUUGUUUGUUUGUUUGUUUGCUGCUGUGGAGCAAGAUGAAAAAACUUGGCCAACACAUCCAGCCAUCUCAGUUGACCUAUCACUUAAGUCAGAAAAACGUCCUAUUUGUUGUUGCUCGUUUUUUUGUUUGUUUGUUGUUUUUUUUUUUGGUUAAGAUUAUCAUUGUCAUCAUUGCUGUAGGAAUCGGAGGAUGAGUGGGUGGAAAAAGGACAAGACCCAACAGCAGCCAACACAGAGAGCAAAGAGAGCUCUUCUUCAGGUCAACCUCAGGUAUUAAGUCUAUACUCUAUAUACAUGUGGAGGGGGACAUUGGGGAUACCCAAUACCGUAAUACCGUAAGAAAAAUUGGUAUUGGUAAAUACUGAAAUAGCGUGUCGGCAAUGGACAAAAUAUCGAUACUGCAUUUAUGAUCGGUCACGCUUACUUAAAGUUGUAUCCAUCUUGCUUGUUUGUUUAUCCUAAGCGUUUAUGCGUCAGCAAUUGAAUAGUGCGAGAAAACGUGAUAAGACCUCGAGUUGAUCGGUACAACGAUAAAAAACCUGGACAUUGGAUGCUCUACCAAUUUCAUCAUAGAUUAACUGUAGUGACAGGAGAGCGCAAAUGAACCGUGCCGCAGUACCGUGAAGGAUCUUCUUAUACCGAAUACCGUUAGCCGAAAGGAUGAAAAACCGCACCCCACAGGGAUCGGUGAUACCGUAAUACCGCACAUUAAAACUAAAAUUACCGAAAUAACGCUUGAAAAAAAGCCCAAUACCGCAAUACCGUAAACCCCCUUGUCUCUCUCCAUGUAUUUCACCUUACGCUAUCUUUAGUAACAUACAUGGUGUAACAUUAUGGCAGGUUGCAUCUCAUUAAAGGCCAAAAGACAUUUUUUUCCUCCCAUUUUUAUGGGGAGUUUACCUCUUAUCUUGGGGGAACCUCAUUCUAAUAGACCUUUUUACCGAUACGGCGGCCAUAUUGAAUUAAUUCGAUUUAAGGAGAAUUAUAGGAUGCCCAGGGGGCAUGAGCACAUUUCGUUUGUAUUUUCGAGCGCCUUCUGGGACAUUUUUUCUUAAAGUUUUCUUAGAAUAAGAUUAUAAUGGGAAAAGAGAUCCUUGUGCCGUGUUUGGAUGUAAUAAUGAUCGCCUUUUUCUAAUUUAGUAUUAGAAAUAAGAUCUUUCAGUGCAUAUUUCUUGGCAAAAAAGGCGAUCAUUAUUACAUCCAAACACGGCACAAGGAUCGUGUUUCCCAUCAAAAUCUUAUUCUAAGAAAACUUAAAGAAAAAAUGUCCCGAAAAGCGCUGGAAAAUACAAACGAAAUGUGCUCAUGCCCCCUGGGCAUCCUAUAAUACUCCUUAAAUCGAAUUAAUUCAAUAUGGCCGCCGUAUCGGUAAAAAGGUCUAUUGUCCACAUGUAAAAACAACUACUGAUUCAAGAUCACUUUCAAAAUUACCUUAGAGUGAAUUGCUUUAGAAUGAACAUUGAAAAUCUCUUGUUCUUGACAGCAGCGUGACAGUUGGAUGCUGUUUCCUCCAAUCAUAUCAAGCCCAGAUCAAGCAAUGGACGUUGACGACGAAGAACCAGAAAAAGAGGAGAGUCAAGAGGAGGACAGCAAGUUCAAAGCUCUCUCUUGCAUAGAUCAAGUGAGCAGUUUGGCUUAAGUGUUUCUCAGUGGGUUGAAUUUUACAUGCAUUGUGUUUUUGCCAGUUCACUUGCUACACUGUGUAUCCAAUACCAACAAUGAGUAUCCCCGAUAGGGUUCUUCAAUUCUGUCUUCCCACUCAAAACAUUUGUCGCAAUCUCGUAACUUAUCCCGAUGGUUAUUUUCUGUACUCCGUAUCCCGUGUAUACUUUCAGUUCCCAAAAAAUUCUCGCAAUCCCGUAGCUUAUCCCGAUGGUUAUUUUCCGUACUCCGUAUCCCGUGUAUACUUUCAAUUCCAAUAAAAUUCUCGCAAUCCCGUAACUUAUCCCGAUGGUUAUUUUCUGUACUCCGUAUCCCGUGUAUACUUUCAAUUCCAAAUCUCCCCACUCAUCUGGUUUUAAAUUCCGAGUCCCAGCCUAUAAAUGAGGCAAAUCCUGCAUCCAGGGAAACCUGUUGGCGACCAACAAUGACUGUUAUUUCUGCACUUGCUUGUGUCUCAUUUAGCAAGCCUUUGCAAUGAAAAAGGCAAUCAGAAUUUUUUUGUUGGUUUGUUUAAUCAUUCCUUCUGAUUUUAGUAGAACUAUUCUUCGUAAGCAUAACCACCCUAUGCCUUAUUGUAACGUUUUUAACCCGUAAACUACACUGGGUACCAGAGGUUUUUUCUCGUGUUUGGUGAUGGAGAGCGGCGGAUGUGUCUUGACCGAAACCAUAAACGGCGCAUGAAAAGUGCCUGGCACCCAGGGUGCCCUUAAACACAAAAACGCACGAACUGUUUCUUAAACACGUGGCACCACUGACUGGUUUCUUUAGCUGAAGAGGGUUGCUACAACAGUCAGUAGGGAUCUUAAGCGGCGGCCGUGAAGAACGCGGUCGCGUCCGAGAGGGCAUGGGUCGUGACCGCCACCUUUGCGCGGGAAAAACAAACCAUAAGAUUUGGUUGGCCAAAUUUACUUCCGGCUGCCGUUCUCCGAGGCCACGUCCAGGGUAUCUUAAGGUCCCUAUAUGCUAUGCAUCGAUCCAGAGCUUGAAAAUUGUCCCGUCUGGUUGUCUGGGAAAAGGGAAUAUUUUCCUUCCAGGCAGGUAACUUAACACACUUGCUUGGAGGGACUGAUAGACAAGGUUUCGGGCAAAUUGUCUUCUCACUAAACAGUAAACUGAGGCAAGCACGUAACUGCACCCGGCAUUAGCAAAUUUUGAAAGCUACUUGCCUGAACUUGAAGCUGCAGUUCAAGAUAUUUUCUCAAGCACUGUGUCCAUUCAGGGUGCAAAGAAAGUCAUUUUUUACAGCUUGCCAUUCGGGCAAGUUGCGGCUAGCAUUUACUAGCCCAAAACUGAUUUCAACUAGCCCCAAAAAUUUUUUGAUAAGCAGGAUUGAUUACAUAGUUCUUCUGUAAUUUGAAUUCCUCAAAAAAACUUCACUUGCCCAUCUGGCAAGUAAAGAACAGAAUUCACUAGCCCGAUAGCAAUGCCACUAGUCCCGGGCUAUCGAAUACUACUUUCUUUGCACGUUGCCAUUGCACUCAGUAUUGCACUCUAAAUAAUUGUGUUUCUCGAUACAGUUUGCAGUAACUUCCGUUUCUUAACUUUGUAUUUUCUUCCACAGCCAGGACAGCAUCCAAAAGAGUUAAACCCAUAUUGGAAAGAUGGAGGAACAGGCCUACCAUCUGAGAGAGAGAAUGCACAGGAAACCAGACAAGUACAA